Messenger RNA from Microplitis demolitor, 2583 nucleotides. RefSeq names its product LIM domain-containing protein A-like (gene Msx). Gene Ontology annotation, cellular component: nucleus. The transcript has 3 exons. NCBI's taxonomy places the organism in Eukaryota, Metazoa, Arthropoda, Insecta, Hymenoptera, Braconidae. Gene Ontology annotation, biological process: embryonic morphogenesis; regulation of transcription by RNA polymerase II. The record is from RefSeq and is a predicted model, not a curated record. Gene Ontology annotation, molecular function: DNA-binding transcription factor activity, RNA polymerase II-specific; RNA polymerase II transcription regulatory region sequence-specific DNA binding. The coding region runs from base 426 to 2501 and encodes 691 amino acids.
CACACCAAUACUCGGCUGGCUUUAUCAUCAAUAAUUCUUUUAUUUUUCAAUUUUAUCUCUAUAUUUAUAUUUUAAUUUACUCAAACUACGUAAACUAAUUAAUUGUGCGUGACGUGUGUAAUAUACAUAUAUAUCCAUAUUAAAAUAUAUAUUUUUAAUUUCGUAUACGUAUUAUAAUAAUGUAUAAUAAUGCUACCAAUUACAAAAAUAACAAUAAAUGAUAACAAUCAUUGAGAGUUAUUGAAUUUUAAAAAAAUGAAUAUAAAUAAUAAUAUAUUAUUAAAAAAAAAAAAAAAAAAUUGUGAGCAUCAUUAUUGAAAGGAAUCCUUGCGAAUGCCGCCGGAUAAACAUAAUAAAUAUAAUAAAGACAAAGUUAAGAAAGCGUUAAAACUAUUAUAGCAGUAUUUAAAAUAGCAGUUUGUGGUAUGAGUGGUAAUAUAGUCGAGGAACUAUCGGCGACAAAUGUGCAGCAGGGUGGUAGUGCUAGUAGUGGUAGUGGUUCUAGUGGUUCUAGUGGUUCUAGUGGUUCUAGUAGUGGUAAUGGUUGUGGUAAUGGUGGUGGUGAAAGUGUAGGAGGCAUAAGUGUUAAUAUUAGUGUCAGCCUUUCUGAAGACCCUGACAUGGCAAGUGGACCUACUUCAGCAGCAUCUAAUCCAAAACCUCGCAGUGGAAAAAUAAAUUUUAGUGUCGACGCUUUACUCAGUAGUACUAAAAAAUCACCGAUUAAUCGUAAAGUUUGUAAUAAUGUUGAAAACGGGAGUGACGAUAACGACAACAAUUUUCCGUGUAUUGAAUUGUCUGAAAAAAAUAGUAGUCAAGAAUUACAGGAUGAAGCUCGUAGAUAUAGAGAUUUACUUAUUAUGGAACAAGAACGUCAAAGAAGUUUACAGAGCCGUCAAUUAUUGGCUCGAUUAAGCCCUUUGACCCCAAAUAAUAUUUCAGGAUUUUCUGCUUUUCACCACCAUCAUCAUCACCACCAGCAGCAGCAGCAGCAUCACCAUCAUUUUCCUCAUAAUAAUAAUAAUAAUAAUAAUAAUAAUAAUAAUAAUAAUAAUAAUAAUAAUAAUAAUAAUAAUAAUAGUAAUAGCAAUAAUAAUAAUAAUAAUCACCAUCAUCAUCAUCAUCAUCACCACCAUCAUCCUCACCAUAAUAAUAACAAUCAACAUCAUCAUAAUAAUCAUAUUUCACGUAAUACUUCUGGAUCAGAUAUUAUCUCAAGGUCAAAUAAUGUUAUUCGACAAGAUAAUAUUGUUAAAGAUUUGUCCUCUUUAAAAACUACCGAUGGAAACAAAGAUUCACGUUCGUCACCCGUCGCUAGUACUCGACUCUCGAUAACAGACGAACGAUUUGCUGGCGGUAAAAUUAUAAAUAAUAAUGGAAACAAUUCACCGAAACAAAUUGUUAAUCGUCGAUUAAGCAACAAUCGUAAUGAAGAUUUUCAUCAAGAAGAUGAUGACAAUGAUGAUAAUGAUGAUGAUGAUAAUGAUGAUGUUGAUGAAGGAGAAGAGGAGGAGGAAGCGGAGGCAGAGGUCGAGGCAGAGGGAGAAGAGGAAGAGGAAGAGGAAGAGGAGAGAAUAAUUAUGGAAAAUGAUUUAAUUUCUCCAAUGCGUCUAGAACUUGAUACUGAAAGAAGUAAUUCUGAAGCACCAAGAUCUCUUGAAGAAACAGGCGACGAUGGUAGUUGCGACAGAUUAAUUGAUGGUGGAAAUACUAGUCCAGGAUCAAGAUCAGAAGAUCUUAACGUUAUGGAUUCGGAUGAUGGUGAAAUAUUAAAACAUGAGCCUGAAGAUGAUAAUAAACGAAAAAAAGUAAAAUCUACCCCAGUAAUACCUCAACCAAUUCAUCCUGGUGUUCAAAGGCCUGCAGCAACAACUGCACUCGCAGCAGCAACAGGAUCUUAUUUAAGCACUCCACCGACAUCAUCCGGAUGGUCUCCUGCGGGAUUUCCGCAUUCUCUCGCUAGUUUUGCGUGGUUACCCCCACCUCCACAUCCUCAUAAUCCUCAUGGACAUCUGUACACGCCCCAAGGUGGACCCACAAGUCCAAAUGGAGAUCUUAGACUACCUGGGCCUGGUCCAGGACCCGUAAGAUGUACCUUGAGGAAACACAAACCAAAUCGGAAGCCAAGAACUCCGUUUACCACCCAACAGCUCCUUUCUCUUGAAAAAAAGUUUAGAGAAAAGCAGUAUCUUACGAUUGCAGAAAGAGCUGAAUUUUCAUCAUCACUUCAUCUGACAGAAACACAGGUAAAAAUAUGGUUUCAAAAUCGUAGGGCGAAAGCGAAACGACUACAAGAAGCGGAAAUUGAAAAGCUGAGACUAUCUGCAAGACCACUAUUACAUCCAAGUUUUAGCACAGGUCUCAUGUUCUCAGCUGGAGUCGGGCCCCCUGGCACUCCCGGUGGUGUGCCACCCUUCAUUGCAGCAGCAAUGGCCAGACACAGCCACGCAGCCGCAGCAACAGCUGCCAUGUUCAUGGCUCCGCCUGGACAUCGACCUUGAAUUAUAUAACUCUCUACUCAUUAAUCAUCAUUGUAUCAUCAUAUCAUCUUAUCAUUGUAUCAGAGUGUCAUCACCAUUAUCA